AAAAAAUGAAAAAUACAGUGCAAAGUAUGUUUAGAAAGUUUGUGAAUUCGGUCACGGGUUUGGAGUUUACAAGUGGCGUCGCGAUUGUUGUCGCUGUAUCUUGCUUGUUGUACAUCAUCACAAGUUACUUUAACACCUCAGAAUACACAUUUAGCCUAGGAUCCAGCGUUUUCCUGAACGGCCAUGUUCACAAGCUCUUCUUCUACUCGUUCUACAAUAAGGAUGCGAUGCAGCUCAUCCUCAGCGCUGGGGUGCUGGUGUCCUUCACCAGUGGCUUGGAGAAGGGUGUCGGCACAGUGCGCUUUCUGUACCUGCUCUUGCUUCUCUCAGUUUGGACGGGGCUACUGCACGUCCUCCUUGAGAUCCUCCUGUUCCCUCAUGAUUCUCGGAGCUCUGUGUCAGGUUUGAUACCUACAUCUCUUUCUAUGCUGGGCAUGAUCACCAUCCGAUCCCCCAUGACGAAGGCUUUCCUUAUGGGCAUCAGCGUGCCCACUGCAUCCUUCCCCUGGUUUAUUCUUCUCAUCAUCACUCUCUUCAUACCAAACACAGUGCUUCUCUGCAACGUCCUCGCCAUCGUCACGGGAGAGAUAUAUGGUAUGGGGUGGCUCUCAGUGUUUGAAAUGUCAGAAUCCAGUGCCUCCGUUCUGGAGAAGAAGAUGCCAUUUCGGUUGUUAAGGAGGAUGGUUGGUGUAAAGUUUGUGCCUUCAUCAGCGGAGGAGAGAAGAAAAGUCUUUUAUACUAAAUGCAACCCACCCCCGGGGUCCUACCCCGUACAGGCCUACGCGCCUGCUCCGCCUCAAGCAGUGGGGGACCAGCCAAACACGUUUGAUGGUUGGCCUCAGUCAAGCUACAUGCAAGAGCAGCACGUUUUCCCUUCUCCAUUCCCUGCUCAUGGGCACGGGCACAGCCACGGACACGGUUUACAGCUCAGCUUCCUCAGCCAGCAGUUCCUGUCAGCUCUCAAAUGUCUAAGCCAGACUCAGAACCUGUCUCCUCUCUGGCUGCGCAUGGACCGGCUGUUUCAGCGCUUCAUUAAAGCCUGA
Chanos chanos (milkfish) is the source of this 1043-nucleotide messenger RNA. It is a transcript of the gene rhbdd2, whose product is annotated as rhomboid domain containing 2. The record is from RefSeq and is a predicted model, not a curated record. Gene Ontology annotation, cellular component: membrane. The transcript is spliced from 5 exons. The coding region runs from base 6 to 1043 and encodes 345 amino acids. Lineage: Eukaryota; Metazoa; Chordata; Actinopteri; Gonorynchiformes; Chanidae. Gene Ontology annotation, molecular function: serine-type endopeptidase activity.